This is a messenger RNA of Oncorhynchus masou masou (cherry salmon), 3865 nucleotides long. RefSeq names its product lysophosphatidic acid receptor 6-like. Gene Ontology annotation, cellular component: membrane. NCBI's taxonomy places the organism in Eukaryota, Metazoa, Chordata, Actinopteri, Salmoniformes, Salmonidae. Bases 211 to 1194 code for a protein of 327 amino acids. The record is from RefSeq and is a predicted model, not a curated record. Gene Ontology annotation, biological process: G protein-coupled receptor signaling pathway. The transcript is spliced from 2 exons. Gene Ontology annotation, molecular function: oxysterol binding; G protein-coupled receptor activity.
UGAAGGUGUGGGGGGAAACAGACAAUGCAUUUGUUUAGUGCUCAUGUUUGUUAGCCUACUGUGUAAUAAUUAGCUGACUUUUUUUGGUGGAUUUGUGGAUCCAGCGAGUGUUCUUCAGAAACGUUCCAUAAUCAGCAAAGGAAAGCAGAAGUAAACUCUCCCACUGGCUCUGUCGCCUACAAGCUCAUUUUUAUUAUCCAACCUGAAACAAUGAAUACAUCUGUUGGAGAUUUCCCUGGCAACUGCAGUACCCCAGCAGACUACCAGUUCUACCUCUUCCCAGCCGUCUACAGUCUGGUGAUGGCACUGGGCCUGCCAGGAAACGUGGGAGCCCUCUACAUGUUCAUCUUCAAGAUCACUCCCCGCACCUCAUCUAACGUGUACGUGAUCAACCUGGCCCUCGCCGAUACCGCCAUCCUCUGCACCCUGCCCUUCAAGAUCCACUACUUCCUCAACAGAAACGACUGGGUAUUCGGAGACAUGGCAUGCCGCAUUACAGGAACAAUGUUCUUCGCCAAUAUCUACAUCAGCAUCGCCUUCAUGACCUGUAUCUGUGUGGAUCGAUACACGGCCGUCACACAUCCUCACAUCUAUCUGAGGCUCCGGAACUCGUGUUAUACUGUAGUGGUGAGUGUGGCGGUGUGGGUGGUGGCGGGGGUGGCUGUUCUGUCCUUCAUCCGAGUGGGACCUCUGGACAGCAAACCUGGCGGAGGUCGCCCCCAGCGCCGUAGCUGCUUUGAGAACUUUUCAAAGCACGAGUGGGACAGGCGUGUGGCGCCGUACAGCUUAUUCAGUCUCGUCUUCGGCUCGCUACUGCCCUCUGUGGUCAUCCUGGUGUGUUACCCUCUGGUGGCACGGCGCAUCGCUCUCAUCCGGACCAACACGGCCCGCGGAGCCCUGAGAGUCAUCUACACCAUCCUGGCUAUCACCCUGCUCUGCUUCCUGCCGUACCAUGUGGUUCACUUCCUGCACCUGCUCCGCCGUCAAGGGGCCAUCCAUCACUGUCCCCAUGCCAAUGCCAUCUACAAUGCCCGGCAGGUGACUUUGGCUCUGGUCAGCCUCAACAGCUGUCUGGACCCCCUGCUCUACUACUUCACCACUAGUCACUGUAAGUGGAGUCCCUCCAUGGCCUGGUUCAGAUGGAUUUGGGCCAGGAGGAAUAGGGGGCUCUAUACCAUUGCUGUGGGACAGUGACUGGUUUGGAUAAACUAGCUCCAACUGUAUCCAAUCAGCUAAUGUAAUUGUAUGCUUUUUAUAUUCUACUCACAAACUCUGAAGCCAAUUGAUGAAGCAAUUUUUUGUCAUCGUAAACCACCAACCUUUGCAUACAUGUAGAGUUGAAGUUGGAAGUUUACAUACACCUUAGCCAAAUACAUUUAAACUCAGUUUUUCACAAUUCAUGACAUUUAAUCCUAGUAAAAUUCCCUGUCUUAGGUCAGUUAGGAUCACCACUUUAUUUUAAGAAUGUGAACUGUCAGAAUAAUAGUAGAGAGAAUGAUUUAUUUCAGAUUUUCUUUCAUCACAUUCCCAGUGGGUCAGAAGUUUACAGGCACUCAAUUAAUUCCUCUUGACAGAGCUGGUGUAACUGAGGCAGGUUUGUAGACCUCCUUACUCGCACCCGCUUUUUCAGUUCUGCCCACAAAUGUUCUAUAGGAUUGAGGUCAGUGCUUUGUGAUGGCCACUCCAAUACCUUGACUUUGUUGUCCUCAAGCCAUUUUACCACAACUUUGGAAGUAUGCUUGGGGUCAUUGUCCAUUUAGAAGACUCAAUUGCGACCAAGCUUUAACUGAUGUCUUGAGACGUUGCUUAAAUAGAUCCACAUAAUUUUCCUACUUCAUGAUGCCAUCUAUUUUGUGAAGUGCACCAGUCCCUCCUGCAGUAAAGCACCCCCACAACAUGUGCUUCACACCCGUGUGCUUCACGGUUGGGAUGGUGUUCUUCGGCUUGCAAGCCUCCCCCUUUUCCUCCAAACAUAACGAUGGUCAUUACGGCCAAACAGUUAUAUAUCUUUGUCCCCAUGUGCAGUUGCAAACCGUAGUCUGGCCUUUUUGAAGGUAGGCCUUGAAAUACAUCCACAGGUACACCUCUUAUUGACUCAAAUUAUGUCAAUUAGCCUAUCAGAAGCUUCUUCAGCCAUGACAUCAUUUUCUGGAAUUUUCCAAGCUGUUCAAACGCACAGUCAACUUAUUGUAUGUAAACUUCUCACUUAUAAUUCACUGUAUCACAAUUCCAGUUAUAAGUGAAAUAAUCUGUCUGUAAACAAUUUUGGGAAAAAGUUAUUGUGUCAUGCACAAAGUAGAUGUCCUAAACGACUUGCCAAAACUAUAGUUUGUUAACAAGAAAUUUGUGGAGUGGUUGGACAACGAGUGUUAAUGACUCCAACGUCAGUGUAUGUAAACUUCCGACUUCAACUGUAUGUAUUCAAGCUUUGUACAAUAGACAUACAAACCUUUACAGAAAGCUACACUGAACAAUGGGAUCAUAUUGAAGACAAUCGCGAUGGAAGUCCUUUCUUCAGCAGAGUAGACAGAAAGCUCCCCAGAUCUUCAACCUACAAAUAAAGCCAGGUUGACAUCAUUUGGAUUGAAAUAAACUCUCUGAGAAUGUGAUGGAGUAGUUUGACUUGUGAUUAGUAAAUCUGCUCUAUCAGGAAACAUACUAACCUAAAGUGUAUUUUGAUCAUAUCAUUGACAUUUAUACAGUGUUUAUCUAAAAAGGGUUAGAUUCUAAAAGGUUCUGGCUUGUGGUCGCUACAUGUACAGCUGUAGUUAGAUGUUUUUGGUCAAAUAAAAAGAAGUGCGUCACAGGAUAUGGCGACGAUGACUCAAGUUAUAGAAACCCCAGGACUCUUUAAGGUUGUGGGCUGCGCCAUAAUGUGUAUAGUGCAACAGGGUUCAGGCUUUUCAGUGGUGCAACUGGCUAGUACGUUGUCGAACAGGCGGUCACUCGUGUUUGCGAUGCAGACCCUGGUUCAAGCCAUGUAUGGACAGUGUACCCAGACAUACUGCUAAGCAGACACUGUGGUCUGGCACAAUAACACUCAUUUCCAACACCCAUCCUCCUUACCUGAUAGGUCUUCAGCUGACGAGCCUGGGAGGUGCUGGAUUGUGUAACCUUUCAGUAGACUAGAACAGAGGCAAUACAGAGAGAAAUGGGAGAAUGAAUCAUUCAUAUUAGUCCUCUUACUGUAACUUUUUUUUGUGAUACAUGUAUACUUUUCUUUGCUCAAGACAUAGAACAAACUUUGUACAUUUUAUGCCCAAACUUUACCCAAAUAAGAAUAAAAAUGGUCGACUUUGUCUUACUGUACCUAUUGAAGUGUGUGUAGAUCCUGAUGGGGGUGUCGGGGUCACUGUGCGUGUCAUUGGGCUGCACUCGGCAAGUGAAGCGGAGCUGGUGCAUCUUGAGGCCCAGCUCAUUAAGAGCUUGCUCUGGAGAGACCAGCCGAAGACUCUACACCCAGGGAGAGCAGGGGAUCAAAUGGGGGAGAAGUGAUCCAAGGGCAAUAAUAGGACAAAAACCUGCAAGGCCAAAGGCAGAGAAUAAAGCACCCUGAAUUACAAACACUAGCAACUGGUCAUCUAAAUUGUUAAGGUUUUAAAAACAAUUGUAAUAAAUGCAACAUUCUUGGACAAUGCAUGAAGAUACUCCAAACUAUUCAAUUUUUUGUCAUUUGUCAGAUAUCGACUGAAUUCUAGCACAUAAAACAUUUUACUGGUAAGUACAAAUAAUGAAUGGAAUUCAGUGAUUCGGGUGGGAAAUCAGGUAUUCAAUUCACUCUCAAAUGUCACUUCUUUUUGUCUUAGAAUGCACUCAUGUAUACUUUUUCUUAUUGAAUCAAGUCUUUUUUGUGUGUGUGUUAAAA